AUGCCGACUCUCAACGGGGCAGAGAAAAUUGGGCAAGUAAAGCAGCCUCAAGAACUCAGCACAAUGCAGACUAAUAUCAACAAAGACUCCCGAAUGGAGACUGAAAUGGAUGCCACCAUGGAUACAGGUCAUGCUGCCUCAAACGCAGGAUACACGGGUGAUACAUAG
Molecule: messenger RNA, 168 nt
Organism: Protopolystoma xenopodis
Lineage: Eukaryota; Metazoa; Platyhelminthes; Monogenea; Polystomatidea; Polystomatidae
Source: the annotation of a GenBank genome assembly